This is a messenger RNA of Filobasidium floriforme, 2209 nucleotides long. RefSeq lists its product as uncharacterized. Bases 1 to 2157 code for a protein of 718 amino acids. Gene Ontology annotation, molecular function: oxidoreductase activity. NCBI's taxonomy places the organism in Eukaryota, Fungi, Basidiomycota, Tremellomycetes, Filobasidiales, Filobasidiaceae. The record is from RefSeq and is a predicted model, not a curated record. The transcript is spliced from 3 exons.
AUGCCUCCCAUCUCCAUCGACCCGACCCUGUCCGCCUCGGAGAUCGCCAACGCUCACCACAUAGAGAAUCCAGAAGAUACCGAUCGUCUGCGACUUGGAGAUAUCGUCGAGUCCUGGGACUUCACUUUCCGAUGGGACGAGGAUUGUAUGCCCGCUUCAGAGUUGGAGAAGUGGCGCCAGAUACCGGACCCGCUUGUGGAUGAUUACCUAGCGACUCUCCCAACGUCUCUCUUGUCGCCCAAAGAAGAUCAGCUCCAGAUCCUCAUCUCCCAAGCUCAAGGCUCGCCCUCUUCCUCGUCAACAUCGACAUCGUCAUCCAACUCAAGACCAUCCGAACCUGACCUAGCCGCUCGAGCGCUCCUGGACCACCUGACCGCAGCUCCUCCGGAUGGGGUGAGAUGUUCAGACGAGACCAUGCGGGACGCACAAGAGUGUUUUUACAGGUUUGCCGGGGGUUUGCUUCUGGGGACGUUCUAUAUCAGCCUGGUCGGAGGGUUUAGCUCUCCCCGGAUCACGUCGGUCUUGCAUCAGACGUCUUACCUCGUUGCCCCUAUCAUCAAAACCAAGCCCCAAUCGACAGGUUCAGCCGACAUACCACGAGAUUCGUCUUUCGAACCAUCCCAAGCGACUUCGUACAACCCGACGGACGACCAGAUCAACGACGUCGCCUACGCCCCGAUCACUCCAGCGGUGAAACAACGAACCUCGGUCCGUCUGUUGGAGACGCUGCAGUUCGUGCUGGAUAUCAUGGGCUCCCCCGUCCUCUCUGCACAAAACAUCGUUUUCUCAGCUGAGGAUCCGAAAAGGCUCGUCGUCGAACAGACGCACAGGGUGGGGCCGGGGUGUAUGACACCGUUGGUCGGGGAAGGGUGGAAGAGUACGGUCAGGGUCAGGUUGCUACACGGGGUCGUCAGGAGGAGGGUCAUGUCCACGGUAGGCAAGGAGCGGGAAAAGGGGUUCGAUGGGACGGGGAGGAAGGUCGGGUACGAUUUCGAAAAGGGUCAGUAUCGGCUUGCCAGUCGGCGACACCCCAGGCUCUAUAUGCUUAUCUCGUAUCUGUUCGCAGACGGCUACCCGCUCAACGCCGAAGACAUGCUCCUCACACUCGCUUCCUUCUGCGUCGCCCCGCUCUGGGCAUGUAAACGAAUAGGUUCGCCCAUUCCCGCUCGAUUACAAUCGGCUUAUAUCGCCCAUUGGCGACAUGUCGGGUACUACCUCGGCGUGCCCAGCUCGAUCCUCGAACGUCACAUGCAGGUCGACCUCGAGCCACGGAAGGGGAAUGAAAAGACCGACCACAUGAGAGGUCCGAACAAGAUUUUUGCAUCGUGCUUGACGCAUUUGUUUGCACAUCCGAAAGAUCUGGAGGACACGCAGCGAUUACCCCCUCCGACCCUGCCCCUGCUCCACACGGCGAGUGAUAUGCCACCCUUUCAGACUCCGCUCAAAAAUCAUUUUCGGGCAGCGAGGUUCUUUCUCGGAGAUUCUCUUGCCACCGCGCUCAAUAUCCCACGGACGACCCCCUUCGAACAAUUGCGUCUGAGGGGUUAUUUCCUGGGAGUCACCUUGCCCGAGAGGUUCGGCAAGGUCUAUUGGAGGAGGUCCUGGGAUGUUCAGCGACGAAAUCUCACGCAACACCUCUUGGGGAUCAUGGUCCGUCAUAAACUCUCUGGGCGCAGGUCAAUGUUCCGACCACACGCGAUCGUACCGGGCCAACAGACGAAACAAGAACCCGACCUUCCAGACGAGGUGAUCGAGUUGGAAAAGGGAGAGGGCGAGUUGGACCACCGGGCGGCGAUGAGGUCGUACCUGAAGUAUCAGGCACUGAUGAUCGAGAUGAUCGUUGUCGGAUUGGGCGUCGUAGGGCUUGGGGGCCAUACCAACGGAACCCUCACAAGCAGAGUAUUCCCUUUCCGUGCCAUCAUGACCGCUCCCGCUUCUCAUCCCCUCUGCGACACAGGCAGCCGCCGCCUUGCACCUUGCCGGCGGAUGUCGACAACCUUGAAACGCUUAACCUGGAUGAUUCCCACAAGGGACCUCGAAAGAGCAAUGUACCAAUACGUCCCGCUGCUAGACCGACCGAUUAUGUCACAUCCCCUUCAGAACAAGUUCUUCACAUACACACUUCAGCUCGAGCGAAGGAGGUCUCUUCUUUGUUGAUCGCCAGAACAAGAAGAAGAGCAAGAAGAAGGAAAAUAAGCACAAGAAUAGG